Messenger RNA from Jaminaea rosea, 1167 nucleotides. Its product is annotated as modification methylase HemK. The transcript has 3 exons. Gene Ontology annotation, molecular function: nucleic acid binding; protein methyltransferase activity. Bases 96 to 1142 code for a protein of 348 amino acids. The record is from RefSeq and is a predicted model, not a curated record. NCBI's taxonomy places the organism in Eukaryota, Fungi, Basidiomycota, Exobasidiomycetes, Microstromatales. Gene Ontology annotation, cellular component: mitochondrion. Gene Ontology annotation, biological process: protein methylation.
GCCGCCUAGCAACUCCAAGCUUCAAAUUCGUCACGGUAGCAAGAGCAAGCAGAGGGGUCAAGCAAAGCGCAAAGUGAACUCCGGCAUGAGCAUCAAUGUCGACAGGACUUCUUCGGAGUCUAGCGCGCAGGCUUCAACGCUAUCAUAGCCCUUCUCUCCAGCCGCACAGCUUGGCGAGACAGGCGGCCAGAGCUGAAAUCGAUGAGGGACUGCAAUUGGCUCGAUCAGAGCUGGGGUGGCUGCAGGACGGCGCCCGUCAGACCGUCGAGGAAGGCGAUGUCUCGUCAUCUGCCUCAAAACUGUCGCAACAUGAACGUAAACGCAGUAUCUCACGCCGCCUUGUCGAGCUGGUGCGCCGAAGAGUCAAUGAUCAUGAACCCGUGGCGUACCUACUAGGCUGCCAGCCCUUUGGCCCGCUGGACUUAGCUACCAGGCCACCAACGCUCAUUCCACGACCAGAGACCGAAGAGUGGGCGCUUCGCCUUGCCUCGAUGGUCACCAAGAUGCUUCAAAGGCACGAAGAUGGUGGGCCGCUUCGCUUGCUCGACCUCUGUUCUGGCUCAGGCUGCAUUGGGCUCCUCCUAGCUCACCAGGCGCGACGCUGCCACACUGCCUUGCAGGUCACCUGCGCAGACGUCUCUCCUCAAGCACUCAAUCUCAUGCGGGAAAAUGUCCGUCGCAACGGUCUGAGCGACGCAAGUAUCGCUAUGAUGCAGGCCGACGUCUUCACCUCGGCGGACAUGCAGCACCUUGUCGAAGACGGUGGGCCCUUCGACGUCAUCGUCUGCAAUCCACCUUACAUCACAGUCAAGGAGUACGAUGAGGAGCUCGACGAGAGCGUGAGGGCGUGGGAGGAUCGACGAGCAUUAGUAGGCAAUGCGACGAACGGCAUAGAUGAUGGGCUAGUCUUCUACCGACGAUUGGCAGAGCUACUGCCCUUCCUGACGGGCAGAGCCAGCAUUGGCUCUCCUUCUCCACGACUGCCACUAAUCGUCGUCGAAGUUGGCAAGGGUCAAGCGCCAGCCGUGCGCGACAUCUUUGCCAGCUCGCCCCUUGUCGCGAGGUGCGAGACGUGGACAGAUGCUUGGGACGUAGAGCGGGUCGUUCUAGCCUAUCCACAUGUGAUACCACCAAGCAAGUGAUAAUGCAACGAAUCAUCGAUUGAUA